Messenger RNA from Megachile rotundata (alfalfa leafcutting bee), 2028 nucleotides. RefSeq names its product vacuolar protein sorting 2 (gene Vps2). Gene Ontology annotation, biological process: vacuolar transport. NCBI's taxonomy places the organism in Eukaryota, Metazoa, Arthropoda, Insecta, Hymenoptera, Megachilidae. The record is from RefSeq and is a predicted model, not a curated record.
ACCGUGGAACGAAUAAUAAAUUGAAUUCUGACACAUUUCUUCGUAAUUUGAUGGUAUUGCAAAGAGACUAAUGAUUAGAAUCAUAUACAGUACACUAUGACGUCUUUUUAAUUAUAAUUACGUUUGAAAUGUCAAAAUCGGCUGAAAUAUAUAGCUAUAUGUAACUGUAGUUUCAAUCAUUUUAGAUUUGUGACUCAUCCAACCUGUCAGUUCCGAAUAAUCAUAUCGUAGUCCCAAUAUUAUCUCUUUAACCUCACAAAAGUCAAUUUUGAAGUACUGAAGUGUACAUACUGUCAACAUUUUCACGUAUAUGAUACAUAGUGUUUGAAUAAUUCAGAAUUAAAUUGGGUAAAUAGGUUUGUUGCACUAUCUUAUUUUGCAACCAUGGAGUGGUUAUUUGGAAAACGAAUUACUCCUGAGGAGAUGCUUAGAAAAAAUCAAAGAGCUUUGAACAAAGCUAUGCGGGAUCUUGAUAGGGAAAGAAUGAGAAUGGAACAGCAAGAGAAGAAGAUUAUCGCAGACAUAAAAAAGUUGGCCAAGGAUGGGCAAAUGGAUGCAGUGAAAAUCAUGGCUAAGGAUCUUGUAAGAACUAGACGUUACGUGAAGAAGUUCAUGUUAAUGAAAGCAAACAUUCAAGCAGUUGCUUUGAAAAUUCAAACACUGCGUUCUCAAAAUACAAUGGCUCAAGCUAUGAAGGGAGUAACAAGAGCAAUGCAGAAUAUGAACAAGCAAUUAAAUCUCCCUCAAAUACAAAAGAUAUUACAAGAAUUCGAAAAACAGUCUGAAAUAAUGGACAUGAAAGAAGAGAUUAUGAAUGAUGCUAUAGAUGAUGCGAUGGAAGAUGAGGCUGAUGAAGAGGAAAGUGAUGCUAUUGUGUCACAAGUACUGGAUGAGCUAGGUUUGCAACUCACAGACCAACUAUCUGGCCUACCCCAAGCAUCCGGUUCACUCAGUGUAGCAGGUUCGAAGCAACCAGUUGCAACUGCCGCAGGAAACGAUGAUGGUGGAAAUCUUACAGAUGCAGAUGCUGAUCUGCAGGCUAGGCUCGAAAAUUUACGAAGGGAAUAAAUAUAUUUAAGUAUUUAUAACUGAGAUAUGUAUAAAGAUAUAAAAACAAAUGUUACUUUUGUAAGCAUAAGUUUAUAUGCUCUAUAGCUUUAGAUCGAGAUAUGAAUGUUUUAUUACAGCGCUUGUUCACUGAUUCAUUUGUUCAGAGAAUUUAUCUGAAACGUGGAAGAAUGUUGUUUUUGUAAUUACUUAAGAUAAUGUUGACUGUCAUCUUAUUCAUACAUGGAUAGCGCUCGAAUUUCUAUAAGAAUCCUUCUAUUUAUCUAAUUAAAAAUGGUUAUAUUAAGUACUUGAAGUUAUGGACAACAGAUAUACUGAAACAUUGCGAAAAUAAUUGAUAAGAUUUGUUAUAAGUGGAAAUACUACUUAAAUGAUGAAAUGAAGUUUUCAGUAGUAUUAACAUGGCAGUCAACAUGGUAAAUAUUUUUCGUGAAAUCAUGAAAUGUUAUAUAAAAAGGAUAGAAACCUUAAUUGCUUAUUGAGCGAUUGUUAUCUUUUUUAUAAAAAUCAAACAACUUUGUAGUAACAGAAAAAGAAGUUUCUGUGCAUAUUUUUUUGCACAAAGCAAUUUGUAAAGUCAAAUUACACUUGAAAUACCUAUUGAGUAUACUGUACUAAAUACUUAAUUAAUGUAUUUUGAUAAAUAUAUGUACAUAGUUUUACUUGAAAAUUUAUAGUUUACAUACAUGUACAUAUAUGCUUUUAUUUUUUUAGCACAUAUUGUACAUUUACUGUAAAAGUAUAUAAAAAACAAUUUAAUAAUUUUUGUACAAAAAUAAUUGAAUGAUAUAAUGUUUCAUGCAUGAAAAUACAAUAUGAUUAAGUUUCCUCUUUGCACUUGCUGAAAUUGAAUUUUCCAGUGCUCGAAAAUAAUACUUGUUUUCAAGAAAUAUGCGACGAUAAAAUUUAUAUGCAGCUUUAUAAUUCAGGCACAAUUAAUAAACGAAUUAAACAGUAACA